This is a messenger RNA of Lagopus muta (rock ptarmigan), 3312 nucleotides long. RefSeq names its product dual specificity phosphatase 15 (gene DUSP15). Gene Ontology annotation, cellular component: nucleus. Gene Ontology annotation, biological process: protein dephosphorylation; regulation of transcription by RNA polymerase II; immune system process. Gene Ontology annotation, molecular function: protein tyrosine/serine/threonine phosphatase activity; RNA polymerase II cis-regulatory region sequence-specific DNA binding; protein binding. The record is from RefSeq and is a predicted model, not a curated record. NCBI's taxonomy places the organism in Eukaryota, Metazoa, Chordata, Aves, Galliformes, Phasianidae.
GCAGGCUGGGGCUGUGGGUGGACUGGGUGUCCUGAAUAGCAGGUUAAGCCAGGCCCAGAGCUAGCACUGGGCUUUCUGCAGCCACGUCAGCAGCACUCAGGGACAGGUUAUGGCACUUCCCUGUGCCAUCAGUGCAGUGACAGCUACUCCAUGUCCACCCGGGGGGAAACUUUCCCCCUGGGUGGAUGUGGAGUAGCUGUCACUGCCAGCCUGCUGGUCCAUAGGGGUCUCAUCCCCCCACCACUGUCACAGCGAGGGCUGGGCAUGCUGCUGUGCCGAACAGACCGCCCUUGAUCAAACAGGACAAAGGUUUUGUUCUUCUCUUCACACUGCAGCCUUGUCCGUCUGCGCGCUGGCAGCAGCGGCUGUCAGCAGACAGCGCAGCGCUCCCACACCACCGCUCAGAGGUGGAGUUUCUCCUCCUUUGUCUCCUCCCGGAGCGAGCUCUUCAUGACAGAAACCUUCCCAGGCAGCAUCCGGAGCGUGGACAGCAGCUUCACCUGGGGACAGAGAGGACAGUAGCAUCGGGGACAAGGACACCUGCUCCCCGCCUAUCCCAGGGCACGUGCUGCAGACCAUGGGAAAUGGCAUGAGCAAGAUCCUCCCUGGCCUUUACUUGGGAAACUUCAUUGAUGCCAAAGACCUGGAGCAGCUAAGCCGGAACAAGAUCACCCACAUCGUGUCAAUCCACGAAUCUCCCCAGCCUCUGUUGCAGGACAUCACCUACCUCCGUAUUCCCCUGCCAGACACACCUGAGGCCAGCAUCAAGAAGCAUUUCAAGGAAUGCAUCAGUUUUAUCCACCAGUGUCGCCUGCAAGGAGGAAACUGCCUCGUCCACUGCCUGGCUGGGAUCUCCCGCAGCACCACCAUCGUCGUCGCCUACGUCAUGGCUGUCACAGAGAUGAGCUCUCAGGAGGUGCUGGAGGCCAUCAGAAGCGUGCGACCCGUUGCCAACCCCAACCCUGGCUUCAAGCAGCAGCUGGAGGAGUUCAGCGGCAGUGCAGCCCGCAAGAUGCGCAGGCACCUGAAGCAGAGGUAUGGGACGUCCCCUUUCAAUGACGAGGAAGAAAUCAAGGCCUUGCUACCAGCGGGGAGAGGAAGAGCAUCCCAAGCAGAGGGAGCUCGGCAAGGACUGGUCCCAAGAGCCAGGGACAUCAAGAGCACUGCUCCCUUCCUGCUGCGGGUGAAGAGGACGUUCUCCUGCAUCCCAGCUUGUCUGAAAUCCAUCCCCAAGUCUAUCCUCAGCCCACCCCACCAUGGCUACUGCACACAUCCCUCAGUGCCACAUCUGAGGACACCUUCAGGGACGGUGACCCCACCACUCCCUGCGCAGCUGUGCCACUGCAUUAUCACUAUUUCUGAGAAUAAAUGUUUCCUAAUAUCCAACCUGACCCUGGUGCGGCGUGAGGCCAUCACCUCUCAUCCUAUCGCUGGACAAGAGACCGAGUCCAUUCUUGGGCAGUGUGGGGGCCCGCAGGGGAAAAGGACGUGCCCAGCUCCCAAAACCGGGAGAAAAGGGGAAAAUAUCUCCCUAAGGUCAGCAAAGCGUCACGAGUCCAAGCACAGACUCAGGGCACUGCAGGAAGCGAGGUGUGCCGACGCGUCCCGGUGCCCCGGGUGCGCUGCGCCCUCCCCCCGGGCCGGGAUCCCGGGGCGGCAGCGAACCGAAAGCGGCGUCAGGAAAGGGAAAGUGAAAGGCCGGGUCCCGCCAUGCUUUCGCUUUCAGGGUCGCCGCACGCUCCCGAGGGCGGGGACCGGGCCGGGCCGGGCCGGAGCCGGGAUGGCGGAGCCGGGGUCUCCUAUGCGGCUGAAGGAGUGGCUGAUCGCGCAGAUCGACAGCGGCCGCUACCCGGGGCUGCGCUGGGAGAACCGCGAACGGACGCUCUUCCGCAUCCCCUGGAAGCACGCGGCCAAGCAGGACUACCGGCAGCAGCAGGACGCCGCUCUCUUCAGGGCUUGGGCCGUCUACAAGGGCAAAUACCACGAGGGCACGGACAAGGCGGACCCAUCCACCUGGAAGACGCGGCUGCGCUGCGCUCUCAACAAAAGCACCGACUUCCAGGAGGUGCCCGAGCGGAGCCAGCUGGACAUCUCCGAGCCUUACAAGGUGUACCAGAUCGUGUGCGACGGCACCCGGGAUGCAGAGAAGGAUGAGAAGGAUGGCAGAAUGCAGCCCACAACCAGCAAGGACCCACAGGGCCACAUGGCUGAGGAGAGCCACCGAGGCACAGCAGGAACGUGCCACAUGCCCACAUUACCCCUGCUAACUGCCCAUCCGGCAGAGCGAGGGUACCACGUGCGGGGAAUCUUCUAUGGCUGGAGCCCGAUCCGCAGCCACCUGCUCCCCAGGGCCCCAUCCUUCCUCCCUGCCGAGGAUGUCAACCACUCAGACUGCUGGCUGCACAUCCGCCUGUACUACUGCGACGUGUUGGUGAAGGAGCUCACCACCCGCACGGCCGAGGGCUGCCGCAUCGCCUCGCGAGCCGAGGGUCCCUACGGCCCCUCCUGCAUGGAGCAGAUCGAGUUCCCCCCACCACGUGCACUGGGAGGUGGCGGGUGGACAGUCGCUGUGACUGAGGUUCUGGAGAGGCUGCUGCCCCACCUGGAGCGCGGGGUGCUGCUGUGGGUGGCCCCCGAGGGGGUCUUCAUGAAGCGGCAGUGCCAGGGCAGGGUGUACUGGAAUGGGCCGCUGGCCCCACACCGGGACUGGCCCAACAAGCUGGAGAGGGAGAAGACCUACAAGCUGCUGGACACGCAGCAGUUCCUGGAGGAGCUACGCAGGUACCUGAGCCACGGGCAGCCAGCCCCGCAGUACCAAAUCCACCUGUGCUUUGGUGAGGAAUACCCCACCAGCACCGGCCACCACCUCCAGAAGCUCAUCAUGGCCCACGUGGAGCCGGUGUUUGCACGAGAGCUCUUCCACCACGCCCAGCGCCUGGGUCCUGCACUGAUGCGGGGCUGCCCCCAGCCCUGCACGCCCGCAGCCCCCGGCCGCAUCGCCCACGUCCUGCAGCAGCUCUGCCAGCCCUGAGCCGGGCAGUUGAGGGGACACGAAGCCUGGGGACGCGCGGCCGCCCAGCGGCGAAUCCGUAAAGCCACAGGGCGUUUAGCAGGGACGGCUGCAGAUGGAUGCUGGCUGGAGCGGGGCACUGCACGGAGCGCUGUAUUUAUUCCCCAAGAGCGCAGCGGAGGCUGCUGCGUGCAGUCGUGCCCAGCAGGGGACAGCCAGCUCUGUCCUGGUGCCUCGCACUGUGGGGACUUGCUGUUUGUGAGCUGUGGAAAUAAAGGUUGUGUUUCGGUACCGCUGACUGC